CCCAUGUUGUUUGUGCAGCAUAUUGCAAUGUGCCUAACCCCGCCUUUACUACAUUGCACUGGCUGGAGUACCUGCUGGUCUCAAACGUCAUGAGGCUUCAGUUAUAAGUGCAGACAAUAGAUAAUUUCAUUGCUCAUUUUUAUAUAGGAGUGUAACGUCUUCAGAGAGAAAGAGAGUGAGAGGCACACAGACUGAAAGAUGUUCUAUUCAGGUAUCCUCACCGAGCCUAGUCGGAAGGAAGUGGAGAUGAGGGAAGCUGCAUCUCUCCGACAACAGAGGAGAAUGAAGCAGGCAGUGCAGUUUAUUCACAAGGAUUCAGCUGAUCUGUUACCUCUGGAUGGACUGAAGAAACUGGGGACUUCCAAAGACACUCCACAUAACAUUCUGCAAAGACGCUUAAUGGAGACAAAUUUAUCAAAAUUACGAAACAACCGAGGGACAUGGACUCCAAAGAAUGACAUCUCAGCACAGACCAAUAAGCUGAAUCAAACCAAGCCAGACAACCCAAAGAAAAAGGAGGAAGAAGACUUAAUAUUAGUGUGCUGUCAGUGUGCUGGAAAGGACUUGAAAGCUGUGAUUGACACCAGUUGUCAGUAUAAUCUCAUAUCGUCUGCAUGUGUGGAUAGGCUGGGGUUAAAGGAGCAUAUCAAAACAUACAAGACUGAAGGAGAGAAGAUUUCAUUACCACGCAAUAUGAAAGUGAUUGGCCAGAUAGAGCAUUUAGCUGUUACAGUGGGAACUAUCCACGUGGACUGUUCUGCAGUUGUCACAGCAGAAGACAAUGAGAAAAACUUUUCCCUUGGGCUCCAGACCUUGAAAUCUCUGAAGUGUGUCAUAAAUAUGGAAAAGCAUCACCUUGUACUGGGGAAGACAGAGAGAGAAGAAAUUCCAUUUGUUGAUAAUAACAUCUCCACAAAUGGAGAGGACUCUUCUGAGGAAUAAAGAUUGAAACACCCACAAAUGAGAAACCCUGACAUCGAAGAAAAACUGCACAGCUGCUCCACAUGAAAUAGCAACGUGUAUCAUGGAUAACACCUAUGCUAGGCUACAGCUGUAAAGCUAAAUUCAAUCAUAUUCCGUAGCCAGUAACUUAGCAAUGUUGUCUUGUUUUUGAGAUAGAAACAUAUGCUUAUUUUCUAGACUCGAAUAUAGUGCACCACUGAUUAUGAAUGGUUUGACAAACCUGAUGAGUUUACUCUAACGAUGAGAAUAGUACUUUUUAUAGCAAACACAAUUAUUUCAUUUGAGGCUAUCUGUGAUUAGAAGCUACCAGAAUUAGAUUUUUACUAAUGAUUUUUUCAAUAGCUACUAUUUAUAUUCACUAAAUUGACACCACCAGGUUUAAAUAGCCAUAAAAGGAAGCCACUCAUAUUAAAAUAUCAACAUGAAUACCACAUAUUGGUAAAAAAAAAUGACCCUAGUAGCCAUAACGUUAUUGCCAUGUUAUUAAGGAUGUGACUGUGGAGUCUAUGAGAAGAACAAUCAUAUGAUUAUUCACUGAUCAAAUUUGUCUUCAGGACUUCUAUUUACCAGAAGACUAUGACCAGAACUAUUCAUAGUUCAAUAACAGCAAUUAUCAAAAAUUCUCCAUCCUGCUAGAUUUGUAUGUUGAGUCACAAGCACAAAGUUUUACAGUUUAAAAAGCAGCCGUGAUGCUGAUAGACAAUUUGGCCUACUAGAUUCAGUCGUGAACCAAGCCUUAGUGGUGUAGGACAUUGUGAUCCAAAUUCACUCUGAGCGCCUUUACUUGUCUCCCCACCCAAGUGCUACUCCCUGAGCCUAUGCCAGCAUAACAGCUCUAGCUUGAGCUUGAAACUACCCUUGGAGCACCAGCAGUUAGAUAGCUGGGUGGACUUUAAACUCCUAUACUUCAGCAUCAUUAUCUUUAAUGCACUACUUUUAUAUCUAUCUGCAAAUUCCCCAGGAAGUCUUAAAGUGCAAGACCAAACCUGAUCCCCCUGAAGGAAACUGGGAGUUUUCAUUGGGACCAGCAUUUGGCCUUUUUUGCUAUCUUAUUUUAAUGAUGAUGCCACUACUUCACAGAGAGCCUACCUGUAUAACAAAAGAAAUCCACUGCACCACUUGAAAGAAUCUGACCUUUUACAAAAAGAAAAGGAGGACUUGUGGCACCUCAGAGACUAACAAAUUUAUUUGAGCAGAAGCUUUCGUGAGCUACAGCUCACUUCAUCGGAUGCAUUUUACAAUGAUCCUCUAUAUGUUUUUAAAGGCUAAUGGGAAUUAUUUACUAUCACCAGCUGAGGGGCUUCUUUCAAAGCUAAGAACUUUGCUAGCCAAUCAAGUCAGCUAAUAUCCUUCCUUAUGUUAUUGAGUCAGAGUGUUUGGCAUAACAGGUGUCAACACAGCUAGAUUUUCAAAGAGGCUCUUUGUACUGCUUCUUAUGCUGUGUAACCAUGGGGCUGAAUCCUGCAGCCAUUACUAAGCCUAACUCAGGUACCAAAAGCACUUAGGUACCAAUUCAGCAAGGUACUUAAGCAUGUACUUAAUUUAAACAUGCGUUAGUCCUACUGAAAUCAAUUAGACUACUCAUGUACUUAAAGAUACAUGUGCUUAUUAAGUUCUUUGCCUGAUCAGGGUUUCAGCUGGUAAAAUCCUGCUAGACUUAGUUUCUGCAGCACCCACUGAACUCAAAUGGGACUCAGCACCAGUUAGGAAUUGGCCUAGUGGGAAUUUUGUUGGAAUAAGGACUAAGGGCUCUCCUUGACUUCAUUGGGAAUUAGAUCAGGCUCAGAGCAUGACCUGCAGAGUUUGACCCAUGGUAUAGGUUUGUCCUGAGUUUAGGGGAUCUGUUCACAAUAACAUUGAUCGCUGUAUACUGCUGUCCUAUGACUACAAUAGCAGGUCUAACUUUACCACAUGGGUGCCUGUAUUUUACCAACUUGGAGCUUGGUCUCUUGCAGUGGAUUUGAAACUAUCCAUUUUUAGUCUUGGGUAUUUAUACUGCUAUCAAAUUUGGAUUAUUAGUGUUUUGGGCUAUUUUCUAUUUCAGUGAUAUGGUGCAGUACUCUCAGGGCCGUCCUUAGGCAUACGCAGCUGUGUAGAGCACCUGAAAAUUUGGGGCACCACUGGGUCUUAAUGUCCACCCUUCUUGCUUUUCUAUCCCUGUUCUGACCCUUCAGGCAGGCUCCCACAGCUGGCUGCUGCAGCCUGGUGAGUCUUCCUCAGGAGGAGAUCUAGCAGUUAAAAGUGAAAAAGCCUUCCAGCCUGCCAGACCUAUUAGCACAACACUGAAACUGUUAAAGAGCCAUUCAAGGGGUAAUGAAGCCUUUUAUCAGGCACUUGACAACCCCCAGUUUCUGAAUUUACUGACAAAAACAGUUGUGCUUUACUGUAAUAUUUACUCAGAACAUGUUAGUCUACAGGAUCUUAGUUUAAAAUGUGCUUUAAAAAUAUUUCAUUAGUGAGUUGGUGAAGAUUAUAAAAUCACAUCUCUAAAAAAAUCCUUGCACAGAUUUUUUAGAUGCACAAUCAUCUUUAGCCUUAAAUGCUUGGAUCUUCAGACAUACCGUUUUUUAAAUAAAUCCUUCAAAAGACCACCCUUAUCUAAAAUACACAUUUUAAUUACUAUAGUAAAAAAACCUUGCUUCCAAAGUUUUCCUGUCCUUUCUGUCCAUCCCUUUCUCCCUUCAUCCCUUCUCCCCCCAACCCCCAUUGAAGAAAGCCCUUAAAGGGACAACACCCCUUUCCUUCCAGAUAGCUGGACAAAGAGUUUUCCUUUCUUUAGUUCUGGCUAUCUGAUGAACUAGUUUUAGGGUGACCAGACAGCAAGUGUGAAAAAUCGGGACAGGGGGUGGGGGGUAAUAGGAGCCUACAUAAGAAAAAGACCCCAAAAUUGGGACUGUCCCUAUAAAAUCAGGACAUCUGGUCACCCUAACUAGUUUUAAGAAAACCCUCCAGCAAAAUCAGUACCUUAGUAAGAUAUAAAAUCAUUUGUUAUGCCUAAAAUCUUUAGAAACAUAUUUUUUAAAAUUGGUGAAAUUUCAUAAACAUGUCUAUUGUUAUGGAGAUCACACAAAGUAAAUUAGUGUUCCCUUUUUCUAAAAGCAAUGAACAUUGUAAUGAACACACUAAACUUCUGUGACUGAUUAAUUUAAAAUAAUAUCUUUAUUUCAGUGAGUUAAAUAUAUAGUAAUCUGGAAUGAUUACUUUAUGAAGGCUUGAGAGUACAUUUAAAAUAUAAAAUCAGCUUAGAAAUACUGAUUAAGAAAAUGUAAAACAGAGAAGAGUUGCAUCAUGUAUUCCAUAAUAUUUAAUGUUGUAUUCAGCAAAGCAGCUGGCUCACCCUCACUACGAAGAUUUUGCAAAUAAAUGUCUGACAAACUUCAGGGCAUAUCAAAAAACCUGUGACUGACAUUUUUUAUUCCCAAGUUUAGUGCUUUUAAUUAGGUAUCUUCUGCAUAUCCAUUCUGUGUGAGGGAGAAGGUACAGGGGUCUCUGCAGGGAACUCCGACUGUCCGCCACUGAGGUGGGCCAGGCGUCUCGUUAUCCUUUGCUGCCUCGUCCUUCCUCCCCCUUCUCCCCCCAGGGCUGCGAGCUCAGGCUGCUGUCGGGCAUAGGGGCACCAGUUUAAUAAUACUGAGUAGGGCCCCAUAAAUCCUAAAGACGGCCCUGAGUACUCUCCUGUACAUACAGUAUUUUAUAUAAGACCGCUCAAUAUAUAGGAGAGUUGGACUGCACUGUAUGAUUCUGCCAAUGUGUUGUACAAAUGUCUUUCACUAAAUAGGGAAUAUAUUUGAUGAAACGUAUAUGCCAUGAGUUUUGUAUUUUGGUACUUUAUUCUUUCUGUGUUUGUUACUGUGCCAAAUGUCGAAUUAAAGUCUAAAUAAAGUUUAAGCUGCUAUUACAGUUUAUUUGGUUGUGCCCUGAAUACUCCAGUGAUCUGUUUUUACAAGACUUACACUUGCAGCCAUUGAAAAUAUGUAAUAGGUUUCUGGCCUGAAUAAUCUAAAAAGUAGUUUUGUAAAUCUUCCUGGAAUUUAUUCUCUGCAGUAGUGACAUGAGUCAUUUACCCUGUUAACAGGACAUGAGUCCCUUUGUGAUUGUUUGCUUCCAAAUGUGCUAAAUAGCAUGCAGCAUAUUGUUGUAAAGUAACAAUGUUGGAACUUUAUCUUAUUUCGCUGUAUAUCAGAUUGCAAUAAGAUCUUUGAAAUGAA
This is a messenger RNA of Caretta caretta (loggerhead turtle), 5171 nucleotides long. It is a transcript of the gene NRIP3, whose product is annotated as nuclear receptor interacting protein 3. Lineage: Eukaryota; Metazoa; Chordata; Testudines; Cheloniidae. The record is from RefSeq and is a predicted model, not a curated record. Gene Ontology annotation, biological process: proteolysis. Gene Ontology annotation, molecular function: aspartic-type endopeptidase activity.